AUGAUCCCGGGCAAUCCCGUGAAGUCCAUCGGGCUUAUGCGAUGGGUGUAUUCGCGGAAGAAUGCAAAAACAAAGCAAUGGACAAAGCAAUCGGGUCGCUGGCUCCAGAGACUUAUUCAACUCAUGAACGCCUGGAUCAUACGCAGACCAGCCAGUCUAACUAAGCUUCCUCCCCUUGAGAGAACACAAUGGACAUUCUCGCUCAAUGCCAAUGAAGAGAGAGAAUCUAAUUACCACUACGGUAAAUACAUAACGGCGAUAAACAUUCAUUCAAACGACAAAGGCCCGGGCGACGGUAACAAUAAAAUGACUCCCCCACGGGGCCAUCUCGCAAAGGCUUCUCAACACUCCUACCACCCGCGAUUGGCCGAAAUCAUGGCUAAGCUGAAAAUCACCACAAGAAAGCAGGGCAUAGAUAAUGCCGUGGAAUAUGAGGUUACACCAGAGCAAGCGAAGGCAUUGUCCAAGUGUUUGAAGGAAAUUAAGAAAAACAAUAACUGGAUGUCCUCCAGGAUCAUGGCCAAGAUUGAGGCAUUCGACUUCUUCCGGCAAAAGGACCCCAGCACAAAUCUUCUCAUCAUCGCAGAAUCGGUUUUCUAUCUCGAAAUUGUCGCGGUUGCAUUUGAUGAAUGGUAA
This is a messenger RNA of Glarea lozoyensis ATCC 20868, 636 nucleotides long. RefSeq lists its product as uncharacterized. The record is from RefSeq and is a predicted model, not a curated record. The transcript has a single exon. Lineage: Eukaryota; Fungi; Ascomycota; Leotiomycetes; Helotiales; Helotiaceae. The coding region runs from base 1 to 636 and encodes 211 amino acids.